AUUUCCACAUCAGCGCCUUGACCUCUGCUCCCUGCUUAUCUUCAGCAUCGUUCCGGGUACAAAAUAUCGAGCCUUCAGGAUGUCCAGUAAGACUCUCGGGUUUAGAUACCCCAGCAGAUAGCUCCGACUUGCAGAGCGUGCAGUAAUGUCGGCGGGAUGUCCACUGCUCAAUGUCGCCUCCAUGAACGAAUUCGUCGUUCACAUAAUCACCUCGACCCUGUUCCAGCAACUAUUUCCCUUUGUUGUUCUUUUCGUUUUUCCUUUCAUCGCAUUCUUUCUUAUCCAGACAGGACCAAGAAUACGCUACUUUGCAUCUCCCGUCAUAAUGGUGCUCGAGAAUCUGAUGCCCUGGAAUUGGGGAAGAUCCGGGAGCCCCGGAAGUGGAAGGGCAAGUCACCAUAAGAAAAGAAGCCGGAAAAAGGUCGCCAGGACUGGUUCAGCAGUGGAACUUGGCCGCCAGUCCGAGGGAUCAUACGAUGGGUAUUAUCCCGGGCUAGUCAAUAUCUCUGGGACGUAUUGCUUCAUGAACUCCACAGUACAAGCACUGUCUUCAUUGUCGUACCUCCAACCACACCUAGAUGCCAUACAUCACAAAGCGGAACUUCUGGACGUCCCAACGCCUGUCAUUGAUGCUCUCAGAGCUUUGUGCCAUCGUUUGAAUACCUCACAUUCUAAACCAUCCUCAAUUCAACCUCUUGACCUCAUUUCGAUUCUUUCCGAGACCUCAGGCAGGUCUAAUUCUCUGUUUGUCUCUCGAGAGCAUCAAGAUGCCCAAGAACUUUUUCAGCUUCUCUCGGAGCGUAUCAAAUCUGAGAUAUUUGCUAUCGACAAGGAAGGUAUCAGAGACCGUGGUCUCAGUGGAUUUUCACAGGCGACAGAAGUCAAAGAGCUAGGAAAGACCGUCUUUGACGGUUUGACGGCUAACAGACGAAGUUGUGUCGUUUGCGGCUAUGCCGAGGCUGUAAUGCACUUUCCGCUCGAUAACUGGCAAUUGGCAGUUCCUCAAAUGGCUUCCACCUGCUUAUUAGAAGAUUGUUUUUCUGAUUAUACCAGGCUGGAAGUUCUCCGAGAUUGUAUAUGUCGGAAAUGUUCGUUAUUCGCGACUGAGAAACGCCUGUUGGGCGAGAUCGAGACUCUAUCGAAGGUGGAGAAUCCAUCCAAUUCGAAGAAGAAGCGGCUGAAGGAGUUCAAGAGGAUGCAAGCUAAAGUUAAGGCUGUGAUCGAGGAAGGUCGAAUAGAAGAGGAUCUACCGGACGUUCGGUUAGAAAAGAUUGUUAGCCCUAUGUCCACCAAGCAAGCCAUGAUAGCGCGGCCUCCUGCUGUUCUCGUUCUGCAUAUCAAUCGCUCGAUGCACUUCACCCACUAUGCGGCCAAGAAUAGCGUGCGGGUUCUUUUCCCGGAGGUUCUUGACCUAACCCCUUUCACAACAUCCGGAAGUCUCUCCAUGAUCCCCACCUCGUCGAUGUCCCCCUCCCCACCUCCUCAGCGAUCGUCUCUCUCUCCCUCCGCCAUGAUUCCUUCCAGAUCAGGGACGACGACCCCGAUACCCGAUGCACAACGGGAUACAUUGUCACGUACCAUAUAUCGACUUGGUGCAGUUGUCUGUCACUAUGGUGCACACUCCUUUGGGCAUUAUGUGUGUUUUAGAAGAAAACCGAGAGUCGGCAAUGAUGGUGAAAGAUGGAAGCCCCCCAGGUUGGUUGUCGAAACGGCAGUGAAAAAGGAACCCCUUGUCGAACCAGAUCUGAGCGGAGACUUGAGCGGGACAGAAGAGAACGCUGAAGGGUUCGAAGAGUACGUUUGGGACGAUUUUGAUCCAGCUACUGCUCCUGGGACAGGCAGAGGAUGGCUCAGAGUGUCGGAUGAUUCUGUUGCGGAAUGUGGAAUCGAGAGCGUGUUGCAGGAAGGAUCGGGGGCGUUCAUGCUCUACUAUGAACGUGCUAUUAUAUCGCCAUCCCCCUCAACACCAUUGGUUAACAAUACCAAUUUGAACGGUAGUGCGCAGUACGAGAGUCCCUAUCCAGUGAGGAAUGGGAUUAAUGGCGGAUAUCAAGGGGUCGGCGUGGGUGUAGGAACUCCCUUGGACUCGGAAGAAACUCUGAGGCCAGAGACGUUGACUACGAUGUCGUCGAUAAGUGUAAACACCCAAGACAGUGUCAACUCAUUGGACAAUUUCAUGGAAAGUGGGAAAGAAAAGGCCUCCUUUCCUCAUAUACCAGCAAGCGUUGGAGCUGGUUCUUGGAGUGGCAGUAGUAUAAGUGGAUCACCUCCGGUUCUUGGAGCGAGGGUAAUCAGGAGUGUGGCCGCCGGCAGAGGGAAACGUGGUUCAAGUGCAGCACCCUCCCUCAAGGGCUCGGCUACUUUGUCGGCAAGCCUCCCUGCUAUCGGUUCUUCUUCCACGCCAUCUGGGUCGCCACGAGAAUCUUCCUCCGGGUUUUCAUCACUCUCGACCACGAAACCCAUACCUGUACCCAAUGGAUAUUCUCACCAAAAAGCUCGCGAGCUAGAUGGUUUUGAAUCCAUCGACUAUGACGAAACAUCAAUAAACAAUAUCACCACUCGUGUUUCAUCUCUCCCUGCUCACUUACCUCCGAGCUCACUCUCCUCCUCCUCAGCGAAUGCGACAUCUCCCACUUCCACGUCUGAUACUCCUAACAAGUUCGUUCCAUCUCAAUCUUCAUCAGCAAGUAAACGGAAAAAGAAGCACAAGGCCCAAACUCAUACAGCUCAGCCUCCUGCUGUGGUAGACUUAAAAGCGUAA
Molecule: messenger RNA, 2761 nt
Organism: Marasmius oreades (fairy-ring Marasmius)
Lineage: Eukaryota; Fungi; Basidiomycota; Agaricomycetes; Agaricales; Marasmiaceae
Exons: 7
Coding region: 146-2761 (871 amino acids)
Biological process (GO): protein deubiquitination
Cellular component (GO): cytosol; nucleus
Molecular function (GO): cysteine-type deubiquitinase activity; cysteine-type endopeptidase activity
Source: RefSeq, a predicted model, not a curated record